Rhineura floridana is the source of this 4236-nucleotide messenger RNA. RefSeq lists its product as uncharacterized. The coding region runs from base 797 to 2182 and encodes 461 amino acids. NCBI's taxonomy places the organism in Eukaryota, Metazoa, Chordata, Lepidosauria, Squamata, Rhineuridae. The transcript is spliced from 2 exons. The record is from RefSeq and is a predicted model, not a curated record. Gene Ontology annotation, molecular function: zinc ion binding; nucleic acid binding.
UGGGCACCACCUUGCUUAUGGUGAUGCUCUGCGGUGGCUCCACUAUACUUCCUGACUGGCCGUCCCUGAGGGGAAAGAUACUAACUCCUGAGAAAGAGCUGAGGCUUGUAAGUACAAUUGAGGCAGUUAGUUUUAUUAUUUUCAUUUUUGUGCCAAGAACCUUUAUAUCUUGUUUGUUAUAUACCUUGCCCCUUUUGGGUGUUGGUUUUAGGAUUUGAUUUGCUGUUCCAACUAAUUGUAUGUACCUUUUUAUCUUUUGUACCCUUUACCCCUUUUCUUAUUUUCCCUUUUUUUAAUAAACUUUACUUAUUUUAAAGCAACGUGUGUUUAUUCCAGAGAAGGGGUUCAGUUACUAAGUUCAGUCCUGGCUGCUUGACCAAACUACCGUGUACUAGAGGAACAUUUUCACUUAAGACUUCUGAAGGGGCCAGGAGGGUAUUGAGCCUCUGGUCCUGAGAGGCUUGGGUGUUCAGUGGGCUCUGGGGGUCCCUUCACCCCAGAGUGUUUAACCAAUAGAAGGGUGGUGGCAGUACUACCGUGCAGGGUUGGUGUAAGCAUACACAGCCCUAGCAGACCAGGUUUGCUAGGAUCAAUUGCCCAAGGUUGGGGAUUGAUUCCUGGGACAGUAAAAGUAGGAGGAGGGGAACUCCCUGCUUUCACUACAUGGUGGCAGCGUUUGGGGUCGAAAAAGACUGAACCUAUCUCUGGUUAAACAUAGUUGUGGAAAAGGUACAAUUGGAUAAAUUACAAUUAUUAAAGAUUCUGGCACAAAGGUUUGUUGUUUUGGAAAGUCAGGAUGGAUACAAGAUCUAAACAAAAGAAGGCAUUAGAUCAGGUUUCCACUGAGAGUAGUGAUGAGGAACAAACAGAGAUGUUACCUCAAGGCAAUUUUGAAGCAGCAGGAGGCAGUGCAGAGGGGCUGCCAGUCCAAAGCUUUACUCCGGAGGGAGAACGAGCACCGUCACCGGUACGGGGUCGACGGAGUAUGGAUAGCCAAGUUAGCCAGAGUGGGGGUGUGCCACCCAUGGAUAUGUGGGCAGAAAUGCACAACUUCUUCUCGAAACAGAUGGCGCUUAUGACUACCCUUGUACAACAACAACAAGCUUUUGCCCCACCAAGCCAAGGACUGAGGUCUGGCAGAGUGUGUUUGGGAGGAGCGGAUCCAGCAGAUUUUCCGUUUUAUCAAGCGGGAGAGGAUAUCUCCGAGUUUUUUUUAAUCUUUGAGCAAGCGUGUGUGGACCAGUCUUUAGACAAAAAAUACUGGAUGAAAAUUCUACGCACUCAAGGAAAGGGAGAGUUAAGAAGUCUAAUGUGUAAACUCCCAAGAGAGCUAGCUGAUGAUUAUGAAAACUUUGUAAAAUUGGCAACAGCCCAGUUUGCGCUAUCCACCAGGGCAUGUUACCAAAAGUUUGAGACUUUGACAAAAAAAUCAAAAGAGACGUUUUCAGCAUUAAGCGCUCGUACUGCUCAAGCUAUGGAUUUGUGGAUUGCAGCUGCAAAAGCUAAUACUUUUGAGCAGUUAAGGACUGUGUAUACUCUGGAGAAAUUUUACAAAAUGUUGCCAAGAGAGCUUGCCGCGGCGGUGCGAGGCAAAAAGCCAAAAAGCUUGCAAGAAGCCGGUCAUUAUGCUGAUGAACUAGAUUCCUUUCAGGACAAAGAGGAAUUGCCUAAAGCAUAUGUUAAAAAACUGGGCAAUUACAAAGGGAAUCAACCAGCGGGUGGAGGAAGUGAGUGGAAGAAAAAAACGUGGCCAUCUGUAGUUAAGUCGGAGGACAAAGGGGAGAGCUCUGUUCCUGCUGCUGUUCCCGUGCGUCCGUCAGUUUACCAACCGAGUAAAGCAGUUUUGGAGAAUUUAUGCUUUCUAUGUAAACAACCGGGGCACAGAAAGGACCAGUGUUCCCAACUGAUUAAGAAGCAGAAUGUGAGGGUCAGCAAAGGGACUAAAAUAGCGGUAGUACAGAGAGCCCGUGAUUAUGAAGAACCAGGAGGGCAGUCAUCUCCGGAAAUUUCCCGUUGGUCGUCUUCGGAUUCUAAUUCCGACCAGGACUGGGAGUUUUCAGCUCCUAGUACUGAGAAUAGUCCCAUCACCCAAAGGAAAGGAAGUAAACAGACUCCUGCGGAAAUUAAAUUCAAUCACCCAAGUGGAUCCAUACCCCUUACCCAGGAUGGACCAUCUGAUUGAAAGGUUGGGGGCUGCUAAGUUCAUCACCACCUUGGACCUAACUAAGGGUUACUGGCAAGUACCCCUAGAUGAAGAUGCUGUCUUGAAAUCUGCCUUUGUUACCCAUAUGGGCUUGUAUCAAUUUAAAAUGAUGAGUUUUGGGCUUAGGAAUGCUCCUAGUACGUUCAUGAGAUUAAUAAAUUCUGUCCUGAAUGGUUUAGGAGAUUACGCCUGCGCCUAUCUUGAUGAUAUCGCGGUGUAUAGUGGGGAUUGGGAAUCCCAUGUGAAACACUUAAGAACUGUAUUUCAAAGGCUGCAGGACGCAGGACUUACCAUUAAAGCCCAGAAGUGCCAAUUUGGGUUGGGAGAGGUUUCCUAUUUAGGCCAUAGGGUGGGUAGUGGCUGUUUGAAACCUUUGGAUGCCAAAAUUGAAGCAAUCACUAAUUGGCCAAUACCUCAAACCAAGAAACAAGUUCAGUCAUUCUUGGGGCUUGCUGGUUACUAUCGGCGUUUCACUCCCCACUUCAGUAGUCUUGCCACUCCUUUGACUAAUUUGUGUAAGAAAUGCAAACCAGCACGAGUGGUGUGGUCGUCCGAUUGCCAACAGGCCUUUGAGGCUUUAAAGGCUGCAUUAAUAAAUUACCCUGUUUUAAAAGCCCCAGAUUUUGCUGAACCCUUUGUGGUACAGACUGAUGCUAGUAAUUUUGGUUUGGGUGCUGUACUCUUGCAGAAGGAUACGGAUGGAGAACUCCACCCUGUAGCCUAUCUGAGUAAAAAGCUAAUAGAGCGAGAGCGCCAUCUAGCGACCAUUGAGAAGGAGUGUCUUGCUAUAGUUUGGGCCCUGGAGAAAUUAAGGCCGUAUCUUUGGGAACGUCACUUCCAAUUGCAGACGGAUCACUCUCCCCUGUGCUGGUUGUCCAGAAUGAAGAAUUCAAACCAAAAACUAUUGAGGUGGGCUCUGUUAUUACAAGAUUUUGAUUUUACCAUAAAUCAUGUGGCUGGGAAGAAUAAUAAAGCCGCCGAUGCUCUAUCUCGUAUGUAUCCUUUAGAUGAUUAAUGCUGAUCUUGUGAUUUGUAACUGAUCUUGCCAUGUUAUGCCUGAAAUUCUUUUUAAUAAAUGUAUAAUUUAGUUUUGUAUUUUAAGGUGAUAAUCUUUUUUGAUGUCUUCUAGAGCGAUGAUAUCAAAGGUGUUCAACCUUUGAUGUCAUCUUCCUCGAAAGGGGGCGUGUCAUGCCAGUUGAUCCCCUUACUUAUUUUCCUGGGUCCCUGGUCAUAGAUAGUUAAAUCCUUUGAUCCCAGAGACCCGGUGAUUUUUACAGCCCCAGCUGUAUCAGCUUAUUGCAAAUUGGCACCUCUUUAUUAGCAAGAGGGGCCUGGUUCUGUGGGAACAUCGUUUCAUCAUUCCUGUGUUGGAACUGCUAAAUUAGUUGAUUGCUCCCAGCUGAGGCAAGGAUUUUUCUCUAUAAGAGAAGACCUCAGCUCUUGGGCUGUGUUCCACUUGUGGGCACCACCUUGCUUAUGGUGAUGCUCUGCGGUGGCUCCACUAUACUUCCUGACUGGCCGUCCCUGAGGGGAAAGAUACUAACUCCUGAGAAAGAGCUGAGGCUUGUAAGUACAAUUGAGGCAGUUAGUUUUAUUAUUUUCAUUUUUGUGCCAAGAACCUUUAUAUCUUGUUUGUUAUAUACCUUGCCCCUUUUGGGUGUUGGUUUUAGGAUUUGAUUUGCUGUUCCAACUAAUUGUAUGUACCUUUUUAUCUUUUGUACCCUUUACCCCUUUUCUUAUUUUCCCUUUUUUUAAUAAACUUUACUUAUUUUAAAGCAACGUGUGUUUAUUCCAGAGAAGGGGUUCAGUUACUAAGUUCAGUCCUGGCUGCUUGACCAAACUACCGUGUACUAGAGGAACAUUUUCACUUAAGACUUCUGAAGGGGCCAGGAGGGUAUUGAGCCUCUGGUCCUGAGAGGCUUGGGUGUUCAGUGGGCUCUGGGGGUCCCUUCACCCCAGAGUGUUUAACCAAUAGAAGGGUGGUGGCAGUACUACCGUGCAGGGUUGGUGUAAGCAUACACAGCCCUAGCAGA